AUGGCAUCGCCUCUGCCCUGGCUCUACAUUAUUCUAUGGGUAGAAAAUGCCCUAGGGAAACUUGAAGAUGAAGGAAACUUCUACUCCAGAAACAUCAGUCGGAUCCUGGACAACCUGCUUGAAGGCUAUGACAAUCGGCUGCGACCAGGAUUUGGAGGUGCUGUCACUGAAGUCAAAACAGACAUUUACGUAACAAGUUUUGGGCCCGUGUCAGAUGUGGAGAUGGAGUACACAAUGGACGUUUUCUUCCGCCAGACUUGGACCGAUGAGAGAUUGAAGUUUGGGGGGCCAGCUGAGAUUUUGAGUUUGAAUAACCUGAUGGUCAGUAAAAUCUGGACACCUGACACUUUUUUCAGGAAUGGCAAAAAAUCAAUUGCUCACAAUAUGACGACUCCUAACAAACUCUUCAGAAUAAUGCAGAAUGGAACAAUUCUAUACACCAUGAGGCUUACCAUCAACGCUGACUGUCCUAUGAGGCUGGUUAACUUUCCUAUGGAUGGGCAUGCUUGUCCACUCAAAUUUGGGAGUUAUGCUUACCCCAAAAGUGAAAUCAUAUAUACAUGGAAAAAAGGACCACUUUACUCAGUGGAAGUCCCAGAAGAAUCUUCAAGCCUCCUUCAGUAUGAUCUGAUUGGACAAACAGUAUCUAGUGAGACAAUUAAAUCUAACACAGGUGAAUACGUAAUAAUGACAGUUUAUUUCCACUUGCAAAGGAAGAUGGGCUAUUUUAUGAUACAGAUCUAUACUCCUUGCAUUAUGACGGUCCUUCUUUCCCAGGUGUCUUUCUGGAUUAAUAAGGAGUCUGUUCCGGCCAGAACUGUCUUUGGGAUCACCACUGUCUUAACCAUGACCACUCUAAGCAUCAGUGCCAGGCACUCCUUGCCAAAAGUGUCUUAUGCGACCGCCAUGGAUUGGUUUAUAGCUGUUUGCUUUGCUUUUGUCUUCUCUGCUCUUAUUGAGUUCGCAGCUGUCAACUACUUUACCAAUCUUCAGACACAGAAGGCCAAAAGGAAGGCACAGAUUGCAGCCUCACCCCCAGUGACAAUAGCAAAAGCGACUGGACCCUUGGAAGCUGAGAUUGUUUUGCAUCCUGAUUCCAAGUACCAUCUGAAGAAAAGAAUCACCUCUCUGACAUUGCCAAUAGUUCCAUCCCCCAAGGCCAGCACAGUCCUCACAAGAGCUCCCAUCUUACAGUCAACGCCUGUCACACCCCCACCCCUCUCUCCUACCUUUGGGGGUACCAGUAAAAUAGACCAGUAUUCUCGGAUUCUCUUCCCAGUUGCAUUUGCAGGAUUCAACCUCGUAUACUGGAUAGUUUAUCUUUCCAAAGACACGAUGGAAGUGAGCAGCAGUGUUGAAUAG
This is a messenger RNA of Physeter macrocephalus (sperm whale), 1362 nucleotides long. RefSeq names its product gamma-aminobutyric acid type A receptor subunit alpha6 (gene GABRA6). Gene Ontology annotation, biological process: gamma-aminobutyric acid signaling pathway; regulation of postsynaptic membrane potential; chloride transmembrane transport. Gene Ontology annotation, cellular component: synapse; plasma membrane; dendrite membrane. NCBI's taxonomy places the organism in Eukaryota, Metazoa, Chordata, Mammalia, Artiodactyla, Physeteridae. The transcript has 9 exons. Bases 1 to 1362 code for a protein of 453 amino acids. Gene Ontology annotation, molecular function: inhibitory extracellular ligand-gated monoatomic ion channel activity; GABA-gated chloride ion channel activity; benzodiazepine receptor activity. The record is from RefSeq and is a predicted model, not a curated record.